This is a messenger RNA of Drosophila busckii, 1544 nucleotides long. RefSeq names its product probable cytochrome P450 313a4 (gene Cyp313a4). The transcript has 7 exons. The record is from RefSeq and is a predicted model, not a curated record. Bases 45 to 1532 code for a protein of 495 amino acids. NCBI's taxonomy places the organism in Eukaryota, Metazoa, Arthropoda, Insecta, Diptera, Drosophilidae. Gene Ontology annotation, molecular function: monooxygenase activity; iron ion binding; oxidoreductase activity, acting on paired donors, with incorporation or reduction of molecular oxygen.
CAAACGUUCGCUUACCUGUCGGAUACUUUACGUUGUGCCUCAUCAUGUUAACUUGGCAAUUGUGGUUUGCUCUACUGUUCGUCAUAUGGAUAUAUCUUUUAUGGACGCGUCGCAGCUACUAUCUGCUGACUUUGAAAAUACCAGGACCACUGGGAUAUCCCAUAUUAGGCAUGGCACACAAAUUGCUUAAAAGAGAAAAUGUGUUGAAAGAGUUUGGCUAUUAUUUGCAACAACAUGGCAGCGCGUUAUUUUCAUGGCUGGGUCCCAUACCAUUUCUGAUUGUUGCUGAUCCUCAAAUGAUACAGGAUAUUUUAACAUCACCGCAUUGUGUAAACAAGGGUAUUAUAUAUAAAGCUGUCGAUGAUGGCGCAGGCGUGGGCCUUUUUAGCUUAAAAGAUCCACGCUGGAGCGUGCAUCGUAAGCUGCUUAAUCCCGCUUUUGGGCACAAAGUGCUGCUCAGUUUCCUGCCUACUUUUAAUGAUGAAACCACAACGCUGUUACAGUCCUUUGAUGCUUUGGUUGGCGAUGGCGAAAAGGAUUUAAUACCGCUGCUGCAGAGCUUUACGCUGGGCAUAGCUACACAAACUACAAUGGGCAGCGAUGUCAAAGGCGCAGAAAUUAUAACCAAUAACAAGUUGCUGGAGGAUUAUCAGUGUGUUUUGGAAACCAUGACAGAUAUGUGCUUUUCACCUUGGCUGAGUAGCAAACUUAUACGUCAGCUGUAUGGCAAAGAGAAGCGUUAUGCCAACUCUAAAUUAGAGAUACGUGAGUUUAUUAGAAAGCUCAUUGAAAGAAAACUUGCAAGAGAUGCGCAGGAAACUGAAUUGGAUAAUCAAAAACAGGACAAGAAUAUAUUUCUUAAUCUAGCCACCGAUUUGCUAAAGCGCGGUGUCUUCAAUUGGAAAAAUGUUGAGGAUGAAUCAAAUGUUAUUGUCUUUGGCGCAUUUGAAACAACCGCCAAUACUGUUUCAUACUCUCUAAUAUUGCUAUCAAUGUUUCCGCAAUACCAACAAAAGGCGUUUGAAGAAAUUCUUAGCUUAUUUCCAGAUAGAGGUGACUUUGAAGUUACCUAUGCGGAUGUGCAACAAAUGGUGUAUUUGGAUCUAAUUAUAAAUGAGUCUAUGCGCGUAAUGGCACCUGUGCCUGUCGUCUCUCGUCAAACAUCUGAGGAUGUACUGCUCACAAAUGGAAUUGUUAUACCCAAAGGUGUGCAAAUUGCUAUUGAUAUCUUUCAUUUGCAUCGCAGCAAGAGUAUUUGGGGCGAAGAUGCAGAAACAUUUAAUCCAGAUCAUUUCUUGCCUCACAAUUUUCAAGAGAAGCAUCCAUAUGCGUACAUACCCUUUACAAAAGGCAUUCGAAAUUGCAUUGGUUGGAGGUACGCUUUAAUAUCUGCAAAGAUUACAUUGGCGAAAUUGAUUCGAAACUACAGUUUUACAACCAGCUUUAAAUUUGAAGAUCUUUAUUUUGUUGAGGAUAUAACAUUAAAAUUUAAAACAGUGCCCUUAAUAGAAAUACAUCGGCGAACAUGUUAAUAUAAUAUGUUA